Molecule: messenger RNA, 2247 nt
Organism: Camellia sinensis
Lineage: Eukaryota; Viridiplantae; Streptophyta; Magnoliopsida; Ericales; Theaceae
Source: RefSeq, a predicted model, not a curated record
AUCUCUCUCUCUCUCUCUCUCUCUCUCUCUCGAGCAACAAUGGCUCUAUCCAAACCCACCUUCUUCACCCACCUCAAAACCCUAACCAAACUCCACCAUCAACACCACCCGCCGCCGUCCUUCAUCUCUCUCCGCCUCCUCUCUUUUGCCACCCCUGAAGAAGCCGCCGCCGAACGCCGCCGCCGCAAACGUCGCCUCCGCAUUGAACCCCCUCUCAACUCCCUCCGCCACCAACCCCAACAACAACAACAACCACGCUCUCCUCCAAACCCAAACGCCCCCAAAAUCCCCGAAAACGUCUCAGUCCUCACCGGAAACCGCCUCAAUCUCCACAACCGAAUCCUAACCCUAAUCCGCCAGAACGACCUUGACGAGGCCGCCCUCCUCACUCGCCACUCCAUCUACUCCAACUGCCGCCCCACCAUCUUCACCUGCAACUCCGUCAUGGCCGCCCUCCUCCGCCAGUCCCGCUACUCCGAACUCCUCUCCCUCCACCGCUUCAUCACCCAGGCCGGCGUCGCAGCCAACAUCGUCACCCACAACCUCCUUAUCAACGCUUACAUUGAUUGUCGCAAGACUGACACUGCUUUAGAACACUACAAACAGUUGAUUAAUGAUGCUCCCUUUAAUCCGUCGCCGACCACUUAUCGAAUCCUAAUCAAAGGCCUUGUUGAUAAUGGUAAGGUUGAGAGGGCAAUGGAGUUGAAGGAUGAGAUGUUAUCCAAGGGUUUUACAGCUGACCCAGUUGUUUAUAACUAUCUGAUGUUGGGUCAUGUUAAGAAUUCCAAUGCUGAUGGUGUUUUUGCUCUUUAUGAUGAAUUGAAGGAGAAAUUGGGUGGGUCUGUUGAGGAUGGGGUUGUGUAUGGGUGCUUGAUGAAAGGGUAUUUCUUGAGAGGAAUGGAGAAGGAGGCUAUGGAUUGCUAUGAGGAAGCAGUGGGGGAUGAUUCGAAGAUUAGGAUGACUGCGGUGGCAUUCAAUUCGGUUUUGGAUGCAUUGAGCAAGAAUGGGAAAUUUGACGAGGCAUUGAAGCUGUUUGAUAGAAUGAUGGCUGAGCAUAAUCCACCUAGGAAGCUAACUGUUAACUUGGGGAGCUUUAAUGUGAUGGUGGAUGGGUAUUGCGCCGAAGGGAGGUUUCAAACUGCAAUUGAGGUUUUCCAUAACAUGGGUGAGAAGAGAUGUAGGCCUGACACUUUGUCUUACAAUAAUUUGAUCGAUCAGUUGUGUAACAAUGGAAUGUUGGCCGAAGCAGAGGAGCUUUAUAAAGGGAUGAGUGAAAAAGAGGUGAGCCCGGAUGAGUUUACGUUUGUUUUAUUGAUGGAUCAUUGCUUUAAAGAGAAUCGUCCCGAUGAUGCUGCUGGGUAUUUCGGAACCAUGGUCGAUUCCAAACUGAGGCCAAACCUGGGGGUUUAUAAUAAGUUAAUCGAGGGACUUGUUAAAGUGGGGAAAGUUGAAGAGGCUAAAUCAUUUUAUGAUUUAAUGGUGGGGAAGCUUAAGAUGGAUGAUGCAAGCUAUGAAUAUAUGAUGAAGGCAUUGUUUGAGGUUGGGAAGGCCGAUGUGGUACUUGAAAUGGUUGGUGGAUUGCUGAGAGAAGAUGGGAUUGAAUUUAGUGCAGAGUUGCAAGAGUUUGUUAAAGGGGAAUUGAGCAAGGAAGGGAGGGAGGAGGAUUUGGUGAAGCUUAUGGAGGAGGUAGAGAGAGAGAAAGCUGAAGCCGCAGCUAAAGAGGCGGAGGCUGCAGAAAAAGCUAAGGCCAGUGCAAGAGCUGCUGUUUCUUCUUUGCUACCAUCUAAGUUGUUUGGGACUAAGGAAAGUGAGGAAAACUCGGCAGCUGCCACUGGAAAUGCUGAUGAGGCUACCUCUGUGAAUGAAGAGGUGAAAUUAGGGAAGGAAGAGAGUGUUCCUGAAACUCUUUUAGAGACUGGUACUGGUGGGGUAAUUCCGGAUGAAGAAGCAAUGAAAGGUUAGAACCUGGUGAGGUGGAGUCUAAAAGUGAUGAAGAAGCAAUGAAAUGAUCUUUUAUUGUCCUUUUCUUAAUUGAAAGGAUUUUAAAGUAUGAACCAAAUUUUAUGUAAUUAGAUGGAAAUGAUCAUCUUGAUUUGUUUACUUUAUCGUCUCUUGAUAUUUGAGGAGUUAGUGUGUUGAAGCUUUUCAAAUUUGUCAGAUUUCUUGCACAGCAUUAGAGCAUGUGUCACCUCGCACUAUGGAAGCAAGAACUGGAAUUUUAAUGUUAACGUGGUACUGAUACUUAAA